AGAAAGCUUCCUAUUUCGCCGGCGAUCAGUACGAAGAAAACGCUUCAGAUGAAGAGGUGGGAAAUUCCGAUUUGCAGACGAAUUUGAGAGAAACAUGGAAGAAAUCGAAACCCCAGGGGAAUUCGCAAGCUUUCCGGCGGCUCCUUUUAUCUUCUUCACGGUUAUCGCUUUCCAAUUUGCCAGCAGGUGGCUCCAAGACUUUAAAAAGAAAGGAUCCAGGACGGAUAAGGAGGUCCGGUUGCAUGGAGAAAUUAAGCAGUUGUUGAAAGAAGCCAGCUCCUUGUCGCAGCCGUCGACAUUUGCACAAGCGGCAAAGCUUAGAAGAACGGCAGCUGCUAAGGAGAAGCAACUUUCAAAUUAUCAAGAGCAACGCAGCGAAGAGAUAAAGCUGUCUUAUGACUUGUAUCUGAAGGCUUUUUUCAUCACAAAGAUUGCAACAUAUUUCAUGCUGAUAGUUUGGUAUUGGAGGUCUCCUGUUGCUUCUGUCCCUCAGAACCUUCUGCAACCAUUUGGGAGGUUCUUAUCUUGGAAGGCUGGAGAUUCAUUGAAUGACAAGAUCAUGGUAAACAAUCUUGGCACCUGACUCCCUUUUCUAUUUCUUUAAAGAAAAAUGCAGAUGACUUUCUCCGUAAUAUCCAACAGCCAAAUUAAGUCCAAAACUAAAAUAUGUAGCAAGCUGAACGUGGUGGUUUUUGAAUGUUGUUCUGAUCAAUAGUCUAACUUGCAGAUUGGGAUAAUACCAUGGUUGAUAUUGUCUAUGAGAGUUAGCAGAUAUGUUUGUCGAAUUAUCUAGUAGGAAGGAAGAGCAUAACCAUUUUCUUGUUGCUAGUUAGGAGAAGCAUGAUCUGUUUUGAUUCUUUGUCCUACUUCACGACGAUUUUUACUGACUUUGGCAACUUCUCCAAAAUCAGUACUUAUAAUGUAAAUUAAAUUUUGGAGCAGCAAUUCUGCUUCUUGUAAAACUCCUUAUUUAUUAUCCAACAAAAGAACUCAUUAAAACAGUGGGAUCAUA
Messenger RNA from Rubroshorea leprosula, 1012 nucleotides. NCBI's taxonomy places the organism in Eukaryota, Viridiplantae, Streptophyta, Magnoliopsida, Malvales, Dipterocarpaceae. The record is from the annotation of a GenBank genome assembly.